This is a messenger RNA of Seminavis robusta, 969 nucleotides long. The record is from the annotation of a GenBank genome assembly. Lineage: Eukaryota; Bacillariophyta; Bacillariophyceae; Naviculales; Naviculaceae.
AUGGAAUCCUCCCCAUUCGAAGUGGCUCCUCUGAUUACACUGUCUUCCGAGGUUUGGUUGGUCGACAGCGGCAAGUCGAGUCAUCAGCAACAGCAAGAAAUUGGAAAGGAAGUUGUCAGUGCUUUGCAACGGAGUGGAUUCUUGUUGAUUCAAUCUGAUAUCAUGCCCCGUGAACUCCAAAACCAAGCUCUACAAGAUGCCACUAGCUGGUUGACUGGCUCCUCCUCGAAUCCGUUGGUGACCACUCAUCCAACCGAUCCGAAAUCAUACGUCAUGCUCGAUGCCAAGCACAAACAAGAUGAUGAAUUGGCAUUGCUGCAACCCUAUUUCACUCCCGCUCUGAUGGAAUACUGGAAUGCCUGUGAAAAACUCAAAAUGUGCGUCCUCAGAGCCAUUGGAGUUGGCUUGCAAGUAUUGGAAAAUCCCGAGGAUUUAUCUGCUUGGCACUCCCAAAGUGAACAUUCCGCCAUGCGGUUGCUCUACUAUCCACCUGCGACUGCUACAACUGGCAAUCGCUGCAAGGCCCACAGUGAUUAUGGCAGUUGCACCUUACUUUCCACCGACGGCGUGUCGGGUCUGGAGAUUUUGCUAGACGGAAAAUGGUGGCCUGUCCCCCAUGUCCCCGGAGCCAUGGUGGUCAAUAUUGGCAGCUUGCUCAGUGAAUGGACAACGACGACAAGUGCACACGACGACAAGAACAACGUGCCUCCAUUAUUGGCAACGCUUCAUCGGGUCGCCGGUCCUGCCUCGGAGAACAGUGCCAGCGAUCCUUCUGUGCUACGGCAAGCCAUGGCACAAGGAAGAACUUCCAUUGCCUUUUUCGCUGAUCCCGACAACGAUACUCCACUUGCUCAAAAAGGAACAAGUAUUGAAGACUACAUUGCGUGGCGAUCAGGAGGCAGCCACGAGGAUCGCAGUGGAAUUGCCUUCACAGCUGCUGAACAAGAUCUGAUGCGCCCCGAAAAGUAG